Bactrocera dorsalis (oriental fruit fly) is the source of this 1643-nucleotide messenger RNA. RefSeq names its product DNA polymerase delta subunit 3 (gene PolD3). Gene Ontology annotation, molecular function: DNA-directed DNA polymerase activity. The record is from RefSeq and is a predicted model, not a curated record. Gene Ontology annotation, cellular component: nucleus; delta DNA polymerase complex. Bases 230 to 1621 code for a protein of 463 amino acids. Gene Ontology annotation, biological process: DNA synthesis involved in UV-damage excision repair; DNA strand elongation involved in DNA replication; DNA replication. The transcript has a single exon. Lineage: Eukaryota; Metazoa; Arthropoda; Insecta; Diptera; Tephritidae.
UUAUAUGUGUUACAUUCCACACCGCCGCAUAUCUUGUGUAUAUCAUACUUGCAUAUCUUGCUGACGUAAUCCACAUGUGGCUCGCAUUCCAAUUUGACAGCUGCGCAAUUGUGAAAUCCAUUGUGAACGGGCAUUUCUUAUAUUUUUGAGUUUUUGCGAAUUUAUAAAUUUGCCGGUCGUAAUUCAAGUGAAAAUUCGAGAAUAUAUUCAAAAAAUAGGAAGAGAAAAUAUGUGUGCUGCUAAAUUAGAGGAAGCGCUAAAUGAUUGUGUAAUAAAUUUCGACAAGCGUGUAUUGCUAACGGAUUUAAUAAAUGAGUAUCACAUGCCAAUUGAUGAAAUUAGUUCUACACUAACAAAAUAUUUAAAGCAACAAGAAAAGGAUGGCAUCAAGUAUGAAAAGCGGUUUGUUAUCCAUGGCCUUGAAAAGGAGGAUGCUAAUAAAGAGAUAUUUACUAUCGUCAAAGGCGAAGAAAAGUUGAAAGAAUGGUUAAGUAAAUUGGAAGAUGCCGAGUCCGCCCUUUACUCUGUUGAAAUAGCCGGUGGCGCAAAAGCGCCGGCUGAAGAUUUAAAACCGGUAACAUGGUGCGCUAUCAAAAUAGAAGACUUACAAACGCGUACGGGUGGCGCUAAACAAAUCAAUGGCCAUGUAGAAUCGACUAAAAAUGAAUCCGGCAAAUUGGAAAGUAAAAUAGAUGUUAAACCGGCAAAAGGAAUUGCGAACGCUUUUGCCAAAACUAAACAAAGCAAUACUUCAGAUAGCAGCUCUGCUACAGAUACUAAAAACAAAGAUGCUGGCUCGUCUAAAUCUAAGGCAGCAGCAAAAGAUAAACCAUCACCACAAGAUAAAGCAAAAAGCGAAUUAGAUGCUGGCAAAAAGUCACCACACAAGACAAACGAACAGAAAAAAAAUUCGCCAAAAGACAAAAAGGCUGCCGCAGCGACAGCUAGUGGUCAAAAAGGUAUCGGUAACUUUUUUGCGCCCAAAGGAAAACAAUCGGCGGAAACUACGAGUAAAGCGGCUACUGGUGUCAUCCGUCAAAAGUCGCCCAAGAAAUUGAAUGAUUUCUUUAAAAAGCAAACUGACAACAAAGAAACAGUCAAAAAAGAAGCUGAUAAAGCCAACACUUCAGCACAAUUGUUCGACGAUGAAGAUGAGUCGAAGGAGGAAAGUAAAAUGGAAGAGGACGAAGAGGCGCCAGUUGAAGUGCACGUCGAAUCAUCGGAUGAGGAAGAAGAGAUCAAUAAGCUGCGGCGCAAAGUAAAAGAAACCGAGAAAGAGGAAGCAGCUACAAGCAGUCGCAAACGUUUGCGUAUCGAAGAUUCAGAUGAUGAAGAUGAUGAUGUGGAACAAGAGGAACAACCACAACCAAAGCAAGGAAAACUCGAUACAGAAGAAGUAACUGAAAUAGCUGAUACACCGCCAAAAUCAGAAACAUACUUGGAUGAGGAUGGUUUUGUAAUUACGAUUAAGUCGAAAACACAUGCGAAGCCAGCAGUUGCACGUCAAAAGACACCCAAGAAGACAAGCCCAAAGAAAAGCCCGAAGGAAAGCAAAUCCAAGCCAACGCCAGCUGCCAAAACGAAGCAGGGCAACAUCAUGAAUUUCUUUAAAAAGAAGUAGUUGUUGAAAAUUUAAUAAUUAU